AUGUUCUCCUUGAUUUUUAUCACCUGGGUCUUGAAUAUUCCCAAAUUUUCCCCUUCCAUUAUCACAACCAAUAUCAGUACAUGCUAUUACAUAACGAGAGAACAUUUUCACCAUGAAGGAGAUGUGGUGAUUGGUGCUUUUUUUCCUAUUCAUACUUAUUACACUACAAAGAAAGUCCCGCAUUCAUUUCUACCAUACUAUUAUAUCGACAAUUAUGUACAGUAUAAUUUUAAGAACUAUCAAUAUAUUUUGUCUCUUGUAUUUGCCAUUGAGGAGAUCAAUGAGAACCCUCAUCUUUUACCAAACAUAUCGCUUGGAUUUGAUUUCUACAAUGUAAGAUUCACUGAGAAAGACAUUCUAAUGAAUAUCUGUAUUUGGCUCACAGCUCAUGGACAGGGAUAUAUUAUACCUAAUUAUAACUGUGAAAAGAAGCAUUUUACUGCUGCACUUACAGGAACAUCAUGGGCAACAUCUGCCCAAACGGGAAUGUUGCUUCAACUCUUUAAAUUUCCACAGCUUUCUUUUGGACCUUAUGAUUCUCUCUUGAGUGAUCGAAGUCAGUAUUCUUCUCUCUACCAGAUGGCUCCCAAGGACACAUCUCUUUCACUUGGCAUUGUAUCUUUGAUUGUUCAUUUUAGGUGGUCUUGGGUUGGUCUCAUCCUCCCAGAUGACCACAGAGGAAAUAAAAUUCUAUCAGAUUUUAGAGAUGAGAUGGAGAGGAAAAGAGUCUGCAUAGCUUUUGUGAAAAUGAUCCCAGUCAUCUGGACUUCAUAUUUUAACAAAUUCUGGGAAAAUAUGGAUGACACAAAUGUUAUAAUUAUUUAUGGUGAUAUUGAUUCUCUAGAAGGCCUAAUGAGAAAUAUUGGGCAAAGUUUAUUGACAUGGAAAAUCUGGGUCAUGAACAUUGAACCUCAUGUAACUGACUAUGCUGAUUAUUUCUUGUUAGACUCAUUCCAUGGGAGCUUAAUUUUUUCUCAUUAUUAUAGAAAAAGUUUUGAGUUUACCAGUUUCAUUCAAACAGUUAAUCCUUACAAAUACCCAGAAGAUAUUUAUCUUCCUAAGUUGUGGCAUUUGUUCUUCAAGUGUUCAUUUUCUGAUAUUGAUUGCCACCUUUUGUACAACUGUCAAGCCAAUGCUUCUUUGGAUCUAUUACCUAGUCACAUAUUUGACAUGGCCAUUAGUGAAGAGAGCAACAUAAUAUACAAGGCCAUUUAUGCUGUGGCUCACAGUCUCCAUGAGAUAAGUCUUCAGCAAGUACAAAAGCAACCAUAUGAAUAUGGGGAGAGUAUCAUAUUCUUCCCCUGGCAGCUUAACAGAUUCUUGAAGGACGUUGAAGUGAGAGAUAACACAAGUUUAUAUAAGAGACAGAAAUUAAAUGCAGAUUAUGACAUUCUUAACAUUUGGAAUUUACCAAAGGGUCUUGGCCUAAAGGUGAAAAUAGGAUCAUUUUCUUCAAAUGCUCCUGAGAGCCAACAGUUGUCCUUAUCUGAGCAGAUGGUACAAUGGCCAGAAGGAUUUUCAGGGAUCCCUCAGUCUAUGUGCAGUGUGAGUUGUAGACCUGGAUUCAGGAAAGUACCUCUGGAAGGCAAGGCUGUCUGCUGCUACAAUUGUACUCCUUGUUCAGACAAUGAGAUUUCUAAUGAUACAGAUAUGGAUCAGUGUGUUAAGUGUCCAGAGACUCAUUAUGCAAAUACUGAUAAGAACCACUGCUUCCCGAAAACUGUCAGCUUUCUGGACUAUGAAGACCCCUUAGGGCUGGCUCUCACAAGUAUCGCUCUAUGCUUAUCUGCGCUAACAGCUUUUGUGAUUGGUGUCUUUGUGAAACACAGAGACACUCCCAUUGUCAAGGCCAAUAAUCGAGCUCUCAGUUACAUUUUGCUUGUCACACUCACAUUCUGUUUCCUCUGCUCUUUGAACUUCAUUGGUCAGCCAAACACAGCCACAUGCAUACUGCAACAGACUACAUUUGGAGUUGCAUUCACUAUGGCUCUUGCCACUGUCUUGGCCAAAGUGGUUACUGUGAUCACUGCAUUCAAGGCCACUUUUCCAGGGAGAAUGAUAAGGUGGCUAAUGAUAUCAAGGGCACCAAACUACAUUAUUCCUAUCUGCACACUGAUCCAAAUUGCUCUUUGUGGAAUCUGGAUGGCAACCUCUCCUCCAUUCAUUGACCAAGAUGCUCAUACUGAACAUGGACACAUCAUCAUUUUUUGCAACAAGGGCUCAGCUUUUGCCUUCCAUUGUGUCCUGGGAUACCUCUGUGUCCUGGCACUAGGGAGUUAUGCCAUGGCAUUCUUGUCUAGAAAUCUGCCUGAUACAUUCAAUGAAUCCAAAUUCUUGUCAUUCAGUAUGCUGGUGUUCUUCUGUGUCUGGGUCACCUUUCUUCCAGUCUACCACAGCACUAAGGGUAAAAUAAUGGUGGCUAUGGAAGUAUUCUCUAUCUUGGCUUCCAGUGCAGCACUUCUUGGUUUCAUAUUUGCUACUAAAUGUUACAUUAUCUUGUUGAGACCAGAAAAGAACUCAUUUAAAUAUAUCAGAGAUAAAACACAUUCUAGAAGAAAUAAAUCUGCUAAAACAUAG
This is a messenger RNA of Grammomys surdaster, 2577 nucleotides long. RefSeq names its product vomeronasal type-2 receptor 116-like. The record is from RefSeq and is a predicted model, not a curated record. The transcript has 6 exons. Gene Ontology annotation, biological process: G protein-coupled receptor signaling pathway. Bases 1 to 2577 code for a protein of 858 amino acids. Gene Ontology annotation, molecular function: G protein-coupled receptor activity. Gene Ontology annotation, cellular component: membrane. NCBI's taxonomy places the organism in Eukaryota, Metazoa, Chordata, Mammalia, Rodentia, Muridae.